AUGAGCAUUGGUACGACUUUGGCAUCAGUUUUUGCUCGCGAUUUAGAUAUCGGAUUGAAUGGUGAAAUUGAUUAUUCACUUGGGGAAGAGCCAGGUGCUGAGCUACUUGAAAUUCACCGUUCGACAGGGGUUAUUCAAACAGCUAAGCAUCUGGAUCGAGAAUUAAUGAGUCUUAUUAGAGUACAUGUUUAUGCAACCGACAAAGGUGUACCGUCAAUGAGUUCAAGUGCCAUUCUCGAAAUCAUUUUAAUUGAUGUGAACGAUAAUACACCUGUUUUUGAUCAGGAAUUUUAUAAUAUCACAAUAAUGGAAAAUAUUACAAUUCCAUCGGCCAUAUUUCAAGUGAAAGCAGUGGACAAAGAUUCUGGACAAAAUGGGAAAGUGCAUUACAGCAUAGUAGCAUCUAGUGCAAAUGGUUUUUCUAUAGAUUACGAAAAUGGCUGGAUAAAAUUGCAUCAAAAUCUAGAUUCACGACCAAAUCCAGUAAUACUUUUAGUGCGCGCUAAAGAUUCUGGUCAGCCUGCUCAGUCCUCAACAGUAAACUGCGCCAUACAUAUCGUUGAUAUCAAUGAUCAUGCUCCACACUUUGUUGCAUCACAGCAAGAAUUAUUUGUAGAAGAAAAUGUACCAAUAGGUCAUGAAGUGACUCGUGUUUUUGCUAUCGACAAGGACAACGGAGUGAACGGUCUUAUUAGUUAUGAAUUAGAGGGAGAUGAUGGUGUUAAUGAAACCUUCCGAAUCGAUCGCAGCACAGGGACUAUUACAACUAAAGACAAGCUUGAUCGCGAAACAAAAGAGAAAUAUUUACUUAGAGUGAAAGCAGAAGAUGGAGGAGAUCCACCUCUUUCUGGCACCUUAUUGAUCUCAAUAGCUGUUCGUGAUAGCAAUGAUAAUGCACCUUAUUUUGAAACUGAUUUUUACAAUAUUACUGUACCAGAAACUGAAACCCUUGGUACACCAUUAAUUACUGUGAAGGCUGUUGAUCGAGAUAGCGAACAAAAGAUGGUAUAUCGUAUCGAGCAAGCUGAUAGAGAUAUCUUUUCAAUUAUUUAUUCAGUUGAUAAGGGAGCCACAUUAUUGUUGUCAAAAGAAAUCAGCGACUCAGAUAACAUGAUACGUGUUGUGAUAGGGGCCAUUGACCAAGGUGGCUUGAUAGGUACUUGUACUAUAAUUAUUACUAUUACCGAUGUUAAUACCGCGCCGGUAUUUCUUAGGCAUCCAUUUACUAUACAUAUUCUGGAAAGUGUGCCAGUUGGAACUAAUGUGAUACAACUGAAAGCAGAAGACCAUGAUCGAGAUCUUAAUGCAGUGCUUUCUUAUUCCAUUGAUAAUGAUCAGUUUGCUAUCAAAGCAGACACCGGUUUAAUAACCGUAGCUGAGGAAUUGGAUCGUGAGAAACGCAGCAGUUAUUUUCUUAAUAUCACUGUUACUGAUCAUGCUGUUAAUCCAUUAACUGCUAGUACCUAUUUGGAAAUUAUCUUAGAUGAUGCAAACGAUAACAUCCCGCAAUUUGCAUCGGAAAGUUAUACAGUUUAUGUAUCUGAAGAUACUCCAAUUGGAACAUCAUUUGCUCAGGUAGUAGCUGUAGAUGUAGAUGAAGGUGAUAAUGCAAUCAUUGACUAUUAUCUGGUGGAAGAAGACAGUCAUCAUGGUACUUUCAAAUUAGAUCGUUCAUCAGGAACGCUACGAGUAAUUAGCAAGUUGGAUCGUGAAACUGUCUCUAAGUAUCAUCUAACAGUAAAAGCCCAAGAUCGUGGUAGUCCGUCACUGUCGUCAUUUUGCACUGUCUUUGUGACUGUCAUGGAUAUAAACGAUUGUGCACCUGAGUUUGAAUUUGCUCAUUAUGAUCUUUGGAUAGCUGAAAAUAGUCCAGUGGGUUCCACAGUUGGCACCAUUAUUGCUCGUGAUCGGGAUGAAGAUGACAAUGCACGAAUACAAUUUCGAAUAUUUGGUGGCGCUGAUGCUAAACUUUUCGACAUCGAAACGGAUCUGAGUCAAAAUGGCGUCGUGCAUAUUCUAUCGCGAGCGAUUUUUGAUUAUGAAGCCAAAAAAAAUCAUUUUUUUCUAGAAAUUCAAGCAAGCAGUGGUCAGCUCAGUUCUAUCGCACCAGUUUAUGUUCACGUUAGUGAUAUCAAUGACAACAAACCGCAACUUCGAGACUUUACUGUUUUGUAUGCAAAUCAUAUUCACGAACCUGUGAAGCGAGAAAUUGGAACUGUUCCAGCUUUUGAUCCGGACCACAAUGCUACUUUGGAGUUCAGCAUUGAACAAAAUGAUGUUUUGGUGGUAGAUCAAUCUACUGGAUCUAUUUCACUCAAAAAUGUUUGGAAGAGAUACAUAAAUGUUAUGUAUAACAUCUGUGUUUCUGAUGGGCCAAGUACUGUAUGUGCAAAGUGUCGUCUCAUCUAUAUACCUGUUGAUGAUUCUCUAAUGCGAGAUACAGUCACCUUAGGAUUACCUAACACUCGUUUUGAAGAACUUCUUGAUUAUGAUAGAUUUGAACGAUUUACAAGUGCCAUCGCGCUUUUCGAUAACUGGUACAGUGAUGAUAUUUGGGUUUUUAGCGUGCAAACUUAUGAGGAAUAUACGAAUGUGUCAUUUAUUGUUUCUCAUGCAAAUACUAUACAGAGAUCAGAACGAGUAGAAAGUUUAAUCCAGAAUGGACUGGCUAAAUUAAGCGAUAUAAUAGGCAUGAAAGUAUUAAUACACAGAGAUGCCACUUGUCUUAACGAACCGUGUCCUUAUUUUCAAAUGUGUCGAAAUACACGAAAGUACUUAAAAAUCACAAAGAGUUUCAAAACAGAUACUUUCGUCAUGCAUUCAUUGGACACCGUUAGUUCAUUUCAAUGUGAAUGCCCUACUGGUUUUAUAAGAACUAUUCCAGGUAGCGAUGGGAUCGAAGAAUUAUGUGAUCGUCGCCUUGAUAUGUGCUUCACGUCACCAUGCCAACAUGGUGGUAUUUGCAUACCUUUGGAAAACAGUUAUUAUUGUGAGUGCCCAGAGCAGUGGACAGGGAAAAAUUGUGAAAAAUCGAUUUAUGUGGAUAACUGCGUGCCGGAUUCAUGUUUUUCUAAUUCCGUAUGUAAAUUAAAAAAUCGAACCGCAGAAUGCACGCAUUGUCGGUGGCAGGCGCAUGACACGGAUUUAAAAUGUAGAUUACGUUCUAUUUCAUUUGGAGAACAAGGUGGAUAUAUCGCUUUGCCCGUUCAGAUUACUCGAAUUCAGUGGAAAUUGCAGUUCAGCAUAGCUACAGUUAAUUUUAAUGGGAUGCUUCUUUUUACCGGCAAUUUAUCAUCGGAUUUCUUGGAGAUACUACUUGAAGAUGCGCUUGUUCAAGGGCGAUUUUCUCUAGGUCAUGACAUUUACAAGUUUGCAAUGCCAGAAUGGCCAGAAAAUAAAGUAAGCGAUGGGAACUGGCACAAAAUAACUAUUGAUUAUUACGAAAGUAAAUUAGUUGUAUCUCUGGAUGAUUGCGAUACUCACAUUGCUUUGAAACAUAGCAAUUUCACAGGUUAUCGGAAAUGUGCCACUGAAGUCACGGCAGAGUUACCAGAAAAGUUCGUGAUGUGA
Molecule: messenger RNA, 3570 nt
Organism: Thelazia callipaeda (thelaziosis nematode)
Lineage: Eukaryota; Metazoa; Nematoda; Chromadorea; Rhabditida; Thelaziidae
Source: the annotation of a GenBank genome assembly